UACACACAGAUACAGACACACACACCGAGUCAGCAGAGGGAGGAUCAGGGCUGGAAACAAGUUCUGAGGAAAACGAAAGAAGAACAGAAUCAACAUUCAUCAGUUCUCUGACUUCAGGUCUUUGCAGCAGCAGGAGAACAUGGAGGUUCUGCAGGUUCUGGUUCUGCUGCUGGUUUCUGUGGAGUGUUCAGAGUGUGUGCCGUGUUUUGCACGUUUCGACCUGACCUCAGGUCAGUGUGAUGACGAGCUCGGCGAGGUGGACGAAGACGAAUGCUGUCAGAAUCCUCACUAUGGUUACCAGGCAACAGACGGAGCGUGUCAGUCCUGUGGUCCCCCUGUGUGGUCUCCCUGGUCGCCAUGGUCACAGUGUAACGUCCUGUGUGGGGAGGGGGUGAGGCAGAGGAGCAGGAAGUGUUUUGGGAUCGGCCAAUCAGAGUGUGCGAAUCCUGAAGACAAACUGCAGACGGAGCCGUGCAGCGGCACCUGCUGUGAUGCUAAGGGGUGGGGCUUGUGGGCCCCCUGGUCACCCUGCUCGGUCACCUGUGGACGGGGUGGAGUCAGGAAGAGAGAGAGAGUCUGCUCCAGUCCUCCUGAGUGUCGCUCGGCCUGCAGUGGUCCUUCAGAGGAGACAGAGAACUGUUCAACACUCAACAUCUGUCCAGUCCACGGUGGUUGGUCCAGUUGGUCCGGUUGGUCUCAGUGUUCUGGUUCCUGUAUAGAUGAGCAGCGUCGUGACGUCCCCUCCAAAACACGAUAUCGUUCCUGCUCUAACCCCGCCCCCUCCAAUGACACGGCCCCACCUGGUAAUGGUUGCCCUGGAGACGGCUUCCAGGUGCAGGACUGUAGCGAGCUCCCCAACUGUCCAGUGGACGGCAGCUGGGGGGCGUGGUCUCCGCCCAGGCCAUGCUCAGUGUCUUGUGGGGAGGGCCUUCAGCUGUCAAUCAGGACCUGUGAUCGCCCCGCCCCAAAAUAUGGUGGCCGGUUCUGUGAGGGACCGAGCGCUCGGAGCAGCGUCUGUCAGAGUCCCUGUCCUGUUGACGGGUCCUGGUCUGGUUGGUCCAGCUGGGGUGAGUGUUCUUCUUCCUGUAUCCCACAAGGCCGAGCUCCCAUCAGGGCUCGCCACCGCUCCUGUUCUAACCCCGCCCCCUCGCUCAGCCCGCCCGGCAGAGGUUGUCAAGGUGAAGGGCGCCAGACGGAGAACUGCAACCACCUGCCUCACUGCCCAGUGGACGGAGGAUGGGGAUCUUGGUCUCCCUUCACUUCCUGUCCUGUUACCUGUGGGGUGGGGCUUCAGGUGUCAGUCAGGAGAUGUGACAGCCCUGCCCCUAAACAUGGUGGUCAGCCGUGUCCGGGAGAGGGACGGCGAACCAACAUCUGUAUGACCUAUGUCCACUGUCCAGUGGACGGGGUGUGGUCAGAGUGGUCGCCGUGGAAUCCGUGUAAAUUCCCGUUUGGUGGGCGGGACAUCCGUUGUAAGCAGCUGGGCGGCAGUCAGACCCGAGAGCGGCAGUGUCUCCAUCGAGCUCAUAAUGGAUCCAUCUGCAGCGGAGACACCCUGACGGACAGACGGGUCUGCUACGAUGUCAACAAGUGUUACAUGAAGGGCACCUGGGAAGGCUGGGAGCCAUGGAGUCUCUGUAAUCCGGCCUGUGGAGGAAACUCCAGACGCUUCAGGAGGAGAUACUGUAAACCUGAUUACAGCAGCUACAGUCCUACCAUCGGCCGUCUGAAGGAGGCGGCCACGUUCUUUGGGACUCCACAAGCCGACUGCGGCCCGGUGCCCGAUGGCGGGGAGAAGCUUCAGAUCCAGCCCUGUGUCAACGUCCCCGCCUGUCCCGCCCUGUAAUGACCCGACAUGUCCUGUAAUAAAUCCUGUAAUAAAUGUGGAUGAGCUGCUGAUGAAGUGCUGGGUUGUGUUGGAGGAUUCAGUCUGAGCUGAGCUGAAAAGCAGUGGAAGAAGUUUCUGUCUUUACAGAAGGAAAAGUUCCAAUAUAUUCAUGUAAAAAUGUCCUGAACUGUCCAACUGAGGUGAAAGUCCAGAGGUAGUUAAAGUUCCCAACCUAGGGGUCAGGUCCUACCACAGGGUCACCAGAUAAACCUGAGGCGUCGUCAGAUCAUUGAUCUGUGUUCAGUUUCUUUUCUCUGAAAAAAACAAAGGUUUUCUUUGAUUAAAUGUUUUUCAAAGUUUAGAGGGAGACACCUCUUAGUGGAAAUGCUCGUAGACAUCUGAGACAUGAUGAGACAUGAUGAGACACAACCACACACUGGUUCUACAUCAGAAACCCCAGAACAUGAAGGUGGAAAAUGACUGGUUUAAUCUUUAACGUUGAUCCUAAACUGUAACUUGUGACUGUAGCUGCAGUUAGAACAGUAAAAAAAUGAAGUAGUUUCUCUGUUUGUCUAAAUGGGGCGGAGCUUAGCUUCCAUCUCAGCUGACUGCAUUGCAUCAUACUGACAUGUCAGAGCUGGAGCAUGCUCAGUUGACUGUUGCCAUAGCAACACCAAUGAUGUCCUCUGAUAUAAAGGUGGUGCGUGGCUCUGUGUCUGUGUGGAUUCAGCCCCCUUUUCCAGGAGGUCAGUGACUCUUCAAAAUAAAACCUUCCACAGGACUUUUAUUGUGA
Molecule: messenger RNA, 2621 nt
Organism: Toxotes jaculatrix (banded archerfish)
Lineage: Eukaryota; Metazoa; Chordata; Actinopteri; Toxotidae
Product: properdin-like
Exons: 11
Coding region: 140-1846 (568 amino acids)
Source: RefSeq, a predicted model, not a curated record